Molecule: messenger RNA, 1888 nt
Organism: Aspergillus sclerotioniger CBS 115572
Lineage: Eukaryota; Fungi; Ascomycota; Eurotiomycetes; Eurotiales; Aspergillaceae
Product: amidase family protein
Exons: 3
Coding region: 488-1888 (466 amino acids)
Source: RefSeq, a predicted model, not a curated record
GAAUAGGAAGACAUGCGCCACUCACUGACCCAACUACUAUUGUUCUCGGAUACGAGUGAGUUCAUUGGAGCGUUGUGGUAGGAGUGGUCAUUGAAAGCUCCACUCAACAGAAUACUAGGUUUUGAAUAGAAAAAUACACCUGUGUUACCUGGCAGGUCGUCCUCAUCCUCCAGGAGGCUAGAAUCUUACCAUGACCAGAGAACCUUCUGGAGUGUUUGGAUACACAGCACGGGUGUCAUUUUGCUGUUUAAUCUCGCGUAGACGAAGGGAAUGAGAUUAGUUGAGGAUGGAACCUCCAUUGAAACCAAUCAUAAAUGCCCUGUGAGCCAACAGGAAGUGUUGGUAGUACGACGGGACAUGUGAAGUGGGAGAGGGAGGAUUUCGGCCUGUCAAAAGCCGCAACACAUGCAACUGGACAUGCUCCGGUGGCGGCAGUGGAGCAUCGCACCCAAGCCACGCAGUGAGUGAAUGCUGAUUGACAGAUUGCAUGUCAAGGUCGGUAUAUAUCCCCCACGCGAAGCCUCGCUCCUCCAUCCUCCACCUCUCAGCACUGCUUCUCACGCUGGCAACAAUGGCAUGGCUAUCGACCUCUACCCUCAUCGUCGCCUUCGCUUGGAUGGCCGGUGCAACCCCAGGACCAAGUCCGGGGAUGCAGAACCUAGACGUCACCCUGGGAAGAGGCAUCACGUAUGGCCUGGGGAACAUCACCUACUUUGCCAACACAAGAUACCCAAGGAGCACAGUGGAAUUGGAGCCCGCCAAUAACAUCAGUGUCGACUUCACUGGGUUUACACAGAUUACAGUGAUUAUGGUCAACGAAAGUUCGGUUACUGGCAAGCUCCUAGAGUCGACAAUUUCCAGCUACCUCGCGGAGGAUGAUGUUUUCUCAGAAAGCUUUCUCAGCCAUCUCUACAUCUCAUCUCCUCUGGCCCACGUUACUCUCGACAAGACAUCUCUCCAUUACCUGAACAACAUCAGUGUUGCCCAUCUCUACCUGGAAUCUACAGCAUUCAGCCAAAUCACAAAUCGUGCCCUCCCAGUACACAGCAACGGCCAACACCUGCCAUCUGGGCCCUACACUGCCUUGAUAUCAGACAAGACGAUCAACUUCUUCGAUACCUAUAGGCUAUAUGAAGACACCUACCGCACCUUCAUCACCGGAGCAUAUUCAUCCAACGACGGCACGGACUCCUUCAACCCACUCCCCUCCAUGCGCUCUCAAGUAUGGGCGCCCCUAAUACCAGUCCCGACACCAGCCAUCCAACGCCUUAUCGACCUAGGGGCCGUCCUCGUAGGCAAAUACAAGCUGGCCCAAUUCGCCUCCAGAGCCAACCCAUGGGACUGGACCGACGAACAAUACCCCUUCAACCCCCGAGGCGACGGCUACUUGACCUGCGCCGGCUCUUCAUCCGGAGGAGGCUGCUCAGUCGCCGCCUACGACUGGCUCGACAACGCCAUUGGAACCGACACAGGCUCCUCCAUGCGCCGCCCCGCCGCCGUCCCCGGCACAUAUGGCAACCGGCCCAGUCAAGGCAUGAUGACUCUCGACGGCGUCCUCCCCGUCAGCUGGGCCCAGGACACCAUCGGCCUCUUUGGCCGCAACCCAACAUCAUGGUCCCAAUUCGCCAAAGCCUGGUACACUCCAUCCCUGCACCAGAACACCUCCAUCACCGGCCUUUCUCCCCUCUCCAUCCCCAACUCCACAGCCUUCCCCUCCCGCAUCCUCUAUCCAGACGAAUACUUCCCCAUGCGCAACCCAGCCGCCCAAGCCAUCCUCAACUCUACCCUGACCCGCAUCUCCACCCUCUUCAACAUGACCAUCCACCACUUCAACCUCACCGCAACCAUCACCUCCGCAUCCAUCUUCCCCGACACAAACCUCAACUGA